AUGAUUUCAUUCAGCUUUCAUUCAGGUAUUCUUGGCAUAUUGUCAUGGACAGGAACCGAACUCGAUCCGAUUGUCAUGGCUGCUCUAAUCAUAUCCAUUGGAUUUUCUGUGGAUAUACCGGCUCACGUAUCCUUCCAUUACUAUGCCUCUGCAGCGCAUCUUGCUCCACCGGUCACAUCUCGCCGUCGGUUGCACUACUGCUUAUCGUCAGUAGGAUUUCCAGCCCUCCAAGCCUCACUCAGUACGAGUCUUUGUUGUUUCUCGCAUAUGUUGGUAUCAUCGACAUGUCUCAGGUGA
Messenger RNA from Ostertagia ostertagi, 297 nucleotides. NCBI's taxonomy places the organism in Eukaryota, Metazoa, Nematoda, Chromadorea, Rhabditida, Trichostrongylidae. The record is from the annotation of a GenBank genome assembly.